This is a messenger RNA of Impatiens glandulifera, 1655 nucleotides long. RefSeq lists its product as uncharacterized. The transcript is spliced from 4 exons. NCBI's taxonomy places the organism in Eukaryota, Viridiplantae, Streptophyta, Magnoliopsida, Ericales, Balsaminaceae. The coding region runs from base 1 to 1623 and encodes 540 amino acids. The record is from RefSeq and is a predicted model, not a curated record.
AUGUUAGGGUCUUCGCUUAAAGAAAUAGAGAAUGGGAUUUUAAGAGCAGAACAAUUACGAAAAGCUUUUAGUAACAAAAAGGUUGUUGUCUUGUUGGAUGAUGUUUGGAAAGAGUUGCAGAGUCAACAAUUACACUAUGACAAGAUAGACAAGGUCGUGCUGACGAGUUAUGACUUCUUAGAAGAUCCCAAUGCCCGAAGCUUGUUCUUGUUUUGCUGCUUAUUCCAAGAAGACGAAGAGAUUCCCAUCGAGACGUUGUAUCGUUAUGUAGUGGGUUUUCAACUCUUCAAAGUGAAGAUGCAUGAUGUGGCGAGAGAUGUGGGAAUUUCAAUUGCAAAACAAGAAAAUAACGGUAUUAAUUAUCUGGAGUGUGAUGAUAUGGACGAACUAGAGAAUAUAGGUACUCCACAUACUAAGAUGAUUUCAAUAUUCAGGAAGAAUAAUUUAGAUGUCUUUAAUACCGUGGAAUUUCGAGGCUCAAAAUUGGAACUACUACGGUUGGAUAGUUCGAAUGAUUACCUACCAAAUAUAAAAAUAUCAUGGAAUUUACUUAAAGUGGAGGAUAAUCUCAAAGUUAUAAAUAUAGUUUUCCAUCUAGGCAAGAUUAGUGAGUUUCCAUCGAAGUUGAAGAUGUUAUCCCUAGAGAGAUUGAGUUUGGAUAUGAGUGUAUCUUCUAUUGGACAUAUUAAGUGUUUGAAGAUCCUUAGCCUUCGAGAUUCAACCAUUAAAGAUUUGUUAAACGAAAUAAGUGAGUUAACAAACUUAAGAUUGUUGGAUUUGACUAGGUGCAAAUGUUUUAUAUUCAAUGGUGUUCUUUCGAAGCUUACUAAUCUAGAAGAAUUGUACAUGUGGGAGAGUUUUCAAGAUUGGAGGCUACAAAAAAAAGACGUUAAUGGCGGAGACAAUCAUGCAGCAGGUAUCGAUGAGUUAAAUUACUUGCAUAAAUUGUGGAAAUUGGAACUGGAGGUACCCAACAUUGAACAAGUGCCGAGAGGUGUUAUGCUAUUUUCUUCUUCAACGUUGUUAGAACAAUUCAAGAUAAGAAUAGGAGGAGAAUGCGAGAGAACUAAAUUUGAAAGUGGGAAAAGACAACUUUGGUUGGAGAAUGAUAGAAACAAUACCACCAGUUUCCUACAUGAACUUGGGGUUUUAAUAGAAAAGGGCAUUACAAAUUUAUUUAUAAGCAAUGAUCUUUACAAAGGAUUAAACGAGAAUCAUUUUUAUAAACUAAAAAGAUUGGAGCUAAAAGGAUUGAAGCAAUUUAUCUUUCCAACCACCAAGUUGGAAAUGCCUUGUUUGGAGGAGGUGAAGAUUUUAUCUAUUCCAAAUAUUGAAAGUCUGUGCAACUUUGUGGCUCCAUCCCUAAAAAGUUUGUCCAUUGAUAGUUGUGACAGCUUGAGAUAUGUGUUAUCGGAGAACUUCUUGAUGAGUGUUUCUCAUUUUACAAAAUUAUUCAUUGCAAAUUGCAAAAUGUUGAAGGGAAUAAUAGGAGUAUCCACGGGGGUAGAAGAGCAGUGGGAAAAAUCAAUUGAAUUCCCUAAUUUGAAGGAAUUGGAACUCAAAUACUUAGACAAAUUAACGAGUAUUGUCGUGAACAUCAACAAUUUGGACGAUGAAGAGUAAAAGGCGCAGAAAAGAACACUAUUCGGUCAUGA